AUGUCGGUUUCGAACAUGCGUGUUGUUUACAUUGCCAUGAUUGUGUUGGUAGCGGUCUGGGGCAUCGGACAAGGAACAUUUGCACUUGUUGCAUGCAUCCCUCUGGAAGGAUUUUGGAACCCUAGCGUUCAUGCAAAGUGUGUUCCAAAUGCCCACAUUGCCUGGUACAUCAGCGCGCUGUUCAACAUAGUCACCGACAUCAUUAUCAUGGUUCUUCCUCUCCCGGUCAUCCGCAAGCUGAAUCUUCCCGGUUCACAAAAAGCUUUCCUUAUUGGUAUUUUCAGCGUCGGCUUCUUGACUGUGGCAAUAUCCGCUAUGAGAAUCAAGUUCCUCACGCUUUUGCCAGAUCCAACAUGGUCCAACUUCGAACCUGUUCUUUGGUCUCUCGCAGAGCUGACAUCGGCCAUUACUUGCGCUUCUUUGGCUACCCUACGGCCUCUUCUCACGCGCUUGAGCAAAAAACGCGCGAGAACUAGCGAUACAGAGAGCGUGGCCCAAAUGGUCGCAACUGACAAGCUUGCGGACAAGUCUUUCCCACAGUUCGAUACGAUGGACCCAAAAGGCAACGUGAACACCUCAGUUACCGCGUCUGUACUCAGCAUCGGCAUGCGAGCCGUGGACGAGAAAACGACCCUGCCGUCGGACUCGGAGACAACGCGAGACAUUCGGCAACGUAUCCUGGAAGACCAGGCUGGUUCAAGCGCGACACAACGGCCGGCAACUAACCUUUCCAGUCUCUGGCGUCGUCAGACCACCUCGAAAAGACCCGGUGAUAUUGCGACUCAACCUUCGGUAUUCGAUGAUCCCCAACUAGCGGUGUACUUCCAGCCGUCAGACAAAUACGAGAACCGGCAUCGUUUCGAUGCAAACUUUCGCUGGACUUGGGCUGAGGAGAUACCACUGAUCAGGAAGAUUGACUGGCGUGUGACAGCUUGGUCUUGCCUUGCGUUUUUUGCACUCGAUCUAGACCGAUCCAACAUUAGCCAGGCCAACACGGACAAUUUUCUGGAAGAUCUAGGCUUGGACACGAAUGACUACAAUCUUGGUCAGACGGUGUUCCGAGUUUCCUUCUUGCUGGCUGAAUUGCCGAGUCAAUUGAUCAGUAAGAAGAUUGGACCCGAUCGUUGGAUCCCUGCACAAAUGAUCCUCUGGAGCAUCGUGAGCGCCUCCCAAUUUUGGCUCAACGGGCGGUCUUCGUUCCUGGCGACCCGUGCAAUCAUUGGGCUGCUCCAAGGCGGUUUCAUUCCCGAUGUCAUCUUAUACAUGUCCUACUUUUUCAAGAGCACUGAGCUGCCAUUCCGUUUGGCCUUGUUCUGGAUGGCGAAUCGUUUAACCGAUGUCAUUGCGCCGUUACUAGCGUACGGCCUUCUCCGUCUUCGAGGGUACCAUGGCUACGAGGGAUGGCGGUGGCUAUUCCUUCUCGAAGGCGUACUGACGUUAGUCAUUGGGAUCUGGUCCGUGUUUAUCAUGGUGCCGUCUCCCACACAGACAAAGGCGCUUUGGCGGCCCAACGGAUGGUUCACCGAGCAUGAAGAAAAGAUCAUGGUGAAUCGCAUCUUACGAGAUGACCCGUCCAAGAGCGACAUGCACAACCGCCAGGCCAUAACGUUGAAGAUGCUGUGGGAAUCGCUGUGUGACUACGACCUAUGGCCGAUCUACAUGAUCGGCCUUACGUUUUCUAUUCCCGCCGGACCACCUGAUCAAUACCUAACUCUAACUCUAAGACAAUUGGGCUUCGAUACCUUCGACACUAACCUACUUAGUAUCCCUUGCCAAGUUGCAACGACAAUCAAUAUGCUCAUCUUGACGUGGAUUUCAGAAAAGAUCAACCAGAGGGCAUUGCUUGGCAUUCUCGUCGAGCUAUGGCUGCUCCCCUGUGUUAUUGCCCUUGCAGUGAUCCCCUCCGGCGUCAGCAGAUGGGCCACAUAUGCGUUGGUAAUCGUACUAUUGUCUUAUCCCUCCCCCCAUCCCAUGCAAGUUGGCUGGGCGAGCCGCAACUCCAACACCGUCAGAACGAGAACGGUCUCGGCCGCGCUCUACAACAUGUCUGUUCAGCUUCAAUCCAUCAUCAGCGCCAACAUCUACCGACGAGACGAUCGUCCGGAGUACCGCCGUGGUAAUAGGGCGCUGGUCGGAGUCGCAAGCCUCAACGUGGUGAUCUACGCGGCUGCUAAGGUCUAUUAUGUCUGGAGGAACAGACAGCGAGACCGGAUCUGGGACGCCAUGUCACCGGAGGAGCGCCAACGAUACCUCGAUACCACCACAGACAAGGGCAGCAAGAGACUGGACUUUCGAUUCGCGAGUUGA
Colletotrichum gloeosporioides is the source of this 2307-nucleotide messenger RNA. Its product is annotated as putative transporter. Gene Ontology annotation, biological process: transmembrane transport. The coding region runs from base 1 to 2307 and encodes 768 amino acids. Lineage: Eukaryota; Fungi; Ascomycota; Sordariomycetes; Glomerellales; Glomerellaceae. Gene Ontology annotation, molecular function: transmembrane transporter activity. The transcript has 8 exons. The record is from RefSeq and is a predicted model, not a curated record. Gene Ontology annotation, cellular component: membrane.